GUGCUGACCAGCGAGGAGUACUUCGCACUCUUCAGGAUUGCACGCAACGUCCUCGAGCCCUUCAGGAUGAACGGUGGAACCCUGGAAGAAACCUUGGCCGAUCUGGCCACGACGGCCUUGUGCAGCAGCCGUCUGGGCAUGCUCCCGGACAUCGCAGUCUCUGGAGAGGAGGUGACAGUCAAGUUUCGCAGAGCCGAGUCGCUCUCCAGUGCACUGAGAGAGGGCCACAAGAUGCUUUUGGCGAGCAUACACGAGAUGCUACAGUACGUUCUCUACCUUCGAAGUGCUCCUGCGAAAGCGGCUGCUUUGCUGUCGACGGUCGAGGACGAACCGACCAAGAACGCCGUCCUGAAGGAGCUAGAGCAAGAGUGGCGACUGGUACUUGCUCUAGAAGACACCCCUCUUGGAGCAAGCCUCCUUCGGCAGCACUGCAGCUUUUGCUCCUUCCAGCAAUACAGAGAGGUGAUGACAAUGUACGAGAAGAGUGCCUGGAAGAUGACCGCAGAGACCGCGGCCCUGACGGCCUCUUGGUUCCCGCCGACGGCUUGGUCAGCAUCGCUCGAAUCCAUUUUCGGAGACCUUCAGGAUGCUGUGAAACGCUCUGGCCGCAGUGACUGCGGCUCACUCCCCAACCUUUUCGCGGUUGGGGUACGGUCUCUGCAGAACCGUCUUUGUGUGCAGGAUGGAUCCACCGCUCAGGUGAAGUUGCAGGCUGAUGAUUGGGCAGGAACACAAGCCCUCGGGGUGAAGCCGAAAGCCUUCAACCCUGCCUCUGCUCCCGCUUGCAAGAAUGUUGCGGUGGACAACAUCCUGAAGCCGUUUCCAAGCACGACCGCCUUCUUCCACAACCACCACUGCCUCAACUUCAUGCAGGGCAAGAACCCGGCACAGGAAGCAGCGAACUUCUGGGUCCAGGCCUGCUUCUCGUCUGGCAUGCUGCUGAAGUACUCCGGCAAGUUCUACUUGGCCACGGGCACCACGCCAGCCGUCCUCACCGCAUCUGCUGUCUGCUUGAAAGAGAUUCCCUAUGUCUUCAAGGGACCCCUCCCGGCGGCGACGGCCGACGAGACGCGAAUUCCUUGCCAUCCGGCCGACAACGGGGAUCUGCUGAGCGAGGCUUCGCGCACACGUGCUCUGGUGCUGGACUGCGGAAGGAACAUGAUUCAGCAGCUCCGCUUCGACUACGAGGAGGUGAAGCUCUGUGACUACACCUUGCACGUCUGCGAGGCAAACCUCGCAGACAAGUGUGGCUCGGCAGUUGUGCUGAGGCGAAGCCCUCAGGAACUUUGCUUGCUUUGCUUCUUGGUGCACUCCGAGCUCAUCCUCUCGAGCUCCAGUGCCUCUUUGACGGAGUUGCUGCAGAAGCACGACAUCCAGAUGCCCAAGAACUCAACGAAAGCUCAGAAGGUGAGGAGAAUCUUGGCUAUGGACAAGGUGAAAGAGGCCUGUGCUGCCAGCACCAUCGCGAAGCUGCUGGCUCGAAUGGACGAAGCAGAUGCUAAGAAGAGAAACAAAGACAAAGACAAGAACGACGAUGAUCUGGACGAGGCGGCAGAAGUCGAAUGGGAGGAGCUGCAGGAAGAUCCUGCGGCACAGGCCUGCAAGGAGCUGCUUGCAAGGCUCGACGAGGAAGAAGAAAGAGAAGAAGAAGAGAAAGAGAAGGAGGGCGAAGCAAUCCCGCAGCCGCCGGCGGAGCUGCGGGAUCGAGCCUCGCGGGCAUUGCUUUCCUCGACCGCCUCUUUGCCCGAGGCUUUGGUGCGGCAAAUGCCAAUUCCAGAUGGGGCGGCGAUGCACCAGACCAUUCAUACUGAUUCUACACUUCCGCAUUUUCAAGGAAGGUCGACUCAUGCUGCCAGCUACAACCCGGCAGUUCCUGCAGAGGAGCUGGACAAGAGGAAAUCCACCCUCAAGAGU
Messenger RNA from Symbiodinium necroappetens, 1914 nucleotides. NCBI's taxonomy places the organism in Eukaryota, Dinophyceae, Suessiales, Symbiodiniaceae. The record is from the annotation of a GenBank genome assembly.